AAAAUAUAACAUAUUUUUUGUAGGACCUCAAUUAAUUCCUGAGCUUAGAUAUUUUUGAUUAAAAAAUGGUCUAAUUGUCUUGCAGCAUAUGCUGCGGUCCGGAAAGAGUUAAAUAAUUAAUUAAUUAAAUAGAAUAUUUUUAAUUUCGAAUUAUUUCAUAUUUGAAUCUCACUUGCAAUAUGCUGAUUUGGGCUUAUCCUGGAUUUAUCUUUUGGUAUUUUUGAAAUUCAACUGGCGGUUUUUGGUUCAUCAACCAGUCACAGAAUCAACUUUAGCACUGCCAAUCGGCCAAUCCAGUAAAAUGCGUAUUAGCAAAGUAGUUUUGUGCAAAACGCAAAACAAACGUGUAGCAUAAAAAAAACUUCUUGGUUGUCCCCAUAAAUUCUCCCCACCUAAGUGAAAAAAAUCUAUAGUGUGGAUUGUGAUCCUUAGUGGAAGCCCUCCAUGCGCAGAGACAAGACAGUUGCUCCCGAAAAAGUGAACAAGACGCACGGAAAAAAUCCAGAACGCAAAGAAGUAUUUCUUGGACAAUUGACAAGUAAAAAGGGACUGGGAAUAAUGGAUAAUCAGUUGAACGGGAGUCUCAGAGGAGAUCACCGUAGAGGUGAACUGGAGAGUCAAGUGUAUGGCCAGUGGGGCCAUGAAACUCCCAGGGACAGGAUUAUUCACGAAAGCAGGAGCUCCCGUGAUGCUUCUGCCAAACUCAGCUGGUGGGAUGCUUCAAUGGAGCAGAAUAUAAGGGCUGAGAAGCACGAGAAGGAAGCUGGUGAGAGAGAGGAGAGGAUGCUGGGAGAAACUGAGCGCCAUGAAGGGAUACUUGAGGAGAACCGUGAAGAAUUGAACUCACAAAUGCACGAACUGCAGACAAUGCAGGACUCUCACAUGGAUGAAGUGCAGAAGCACGAUUCAGAUACCAAUGUCCUGAGACAGGAAGUGGACCAACUCCGUCAGCGUCACCAGGAAAUUGAGAAUCUCUUUGAAAAGUGGCGCAAUCAAGUUGACAAUCGCAUUCAAGAAUCUUCUCUUCCACAAAACAAUUUCCGGUAUAUCAAAAUGAUUCUCGAAGGGAAAAUUGCUCGUGUCCAGGAGAAACUUCGAAUGGACCUGGAAUUGAUGGAAAAUCUCUCGGAAAGCAUAAAGGAGGAGAGCCUAAAGCCUCUUCUGAAGCAAUUCGAGCAAGAUCUCAAGGAGAUAAAAAAUGAAAGCGAUGAAGUGAAGAGUCUCUAUGACUGUGAAGCAAAAUCACAUUUGAUAACCAGGGAAGUCAUCUGGAACUCAAUGGCCGAAUCCAGGGACCAUCUAAUUCGAGACACUGUCGUAGAACUCCUCAAGCGGACAAGCCAGGAAAUUGACAAAUGCGAGGAUCGCUAUCAAGAACUCAUUGGUCUCAAAGCCACUCAUAUGAAAGCCUUGGAGCACUCUGGUGAUGUCCUGAGUGACCUUAUGAGGGAACAAUGGGAGCAAUGUGAGAAAACUAACUCCCAAUCAGAUCUCUGCAAUGAAGCAGCCUCUGAGGACAUCCCAGAAACACCUUCGAGGAAGCAUUUCCACGAGUAUGAUUCAAUUGUUAAUCAGAUGAGUAGCCAGAGGAUCAGUCCCCAUCCCAGAAAUGAUCCGGACCAAGGAGUUUCUUCCCGCUACGGCAAGAAAAAAAUUGCAUGGACUUGGACAUCUAUGGAGAAGACUUCCAAUAAAUAACUUAAUCCCUUCACAAAGGCUAAUCUGUGCCAUAUCUUAAAAAAAACACGAUUAAUUCAAUAAAAAAGCAUAAUUUGCGAAAUUUUCAAUUCUAAA
Molecule: messenger RNA, 1794 nt
Organism: Phlebotomus papatasi
Lineage: Eukaryota; Metazoa; Arthropoda; Insecta; Diptera; Psychodidae
Product: interaptin-like
Exons: 1
Coding region: 445-1698 (417 amino acids)
Source: RefSeq, a predicted model, not a curated record